UGCGUUUAAGAAAAGAAUCGAAACAAUUUCGAUAAAUUGACAGAAAUAACAUAAAUUGUCAGUUGAUAUUGAACCUCGUAGUGGAGGUCAUAAACGACGACGGUCAAUUGGUAUUUUAAUCAAGCUUUCAUUACUUAAUAGUGAUUGAGGUAAAAAAAAGAAGUGUUUACACAUACAUAUGCUUAUUGCAUUUAUAAACAAAUUGAAAAAGGAGAGUCGCAAUAAAAUGCCAGGCGAACGCAUGGAUGUGGAGGAGGAUAAAAGUAAUGAGGAUUGUGUGAUGCCAGUUCGAUCUGCUAAUCCGAUACGCGCAAAAAGUUUGAUACGCGACAAUUUGGAGAAACAAGCCAGUACAUUAAAUUCAUUACACUCCAGAAUGCCAAACAUUAAAGUGUUUUCGGGUACAUCGCAUCCGGAUCUGGCCCAAAGGAUUGUCGACCGUUUGGGUAUCGAUUUGGGCAAGGUGGUCACCAAGAAAUUUAGCAAUUUGGAAACAUGUGUUGAGAUUGGUGAAUCUGUGCGUGGUGAAGAUGUGUACAUCGUACAAUCUGGCUCCGGCGAGAUCAACGACAACUUGAUGGAACUGCUGAUUAUGAUCAAUGCCUGCAAGAUUGCUUCAGCGUCCCGAGUAACAGCUGUGAUUCCUUGUUUCCCAUAUGCCCGCCAAGAUAAGAAAGAUAAGCUGGCCGGCCUUGAUGAUGGAAGUGUAAAAACUCGUAGUAAGAACUACGACUGGAAAUUUAGGAGCCGUGCUCCCAUUUCGGCGAAAUUGGUCGCAAAUAUGCUAUCAGUGGCCGGAGCAGAUCACAUCAUAACUAUGGAUUUGCAUGCCUCUCAAAUACAGGGUUUCUUUGAUAUCCCGGUAGACAAUCUUUAUGCUGAGCCCGCUGUUCUGAAGUGGAUCAAGGAAAACAUUCCAGAAUGGAAAAAUUCCAUUAUUGUCUCUCCAGAUGCUGGUGGUGCUAAACGUGUGACGUCCAUUGCUGAUCGCUUGAAUGUUGAAUUCGCUUUGAUUCACAAAGAGCGUAAGAAGGCCAAUGAAGUGGCCUCUAUGGUGCUUGUGGGUGAUGUUAAAGAUAAAAUUGCCAUAUUGGUCGAUGACAUGGCCGAUACAUGUGGCACAAUUGUCCAUGCUGCUGAUCGUUUGGUGGAAGCAGGCGCUACCAAGGUUUAUGCCAUAUUGACACAUGGUAUCUUCUCAGGACCAGCGAUUUCACGCAUCAACAAUGCCUGUUUUGAGGCUGUGGUCGUCACAAAUACUAUACCUCAAGACGGACACAUGAGAGAUUGUCCCAAAAUACAGUGCAUUGAUGUUUCCAUGAUGUUUGCUGAAGCCGUCAGAAGAACACAUAACGGCGAAAGUGUUUCUUAUCUCUUCUCAAAUGUUCCAUAUUAAGAAAUACGCUAAUAUAUAUUUUUUUAAAUCUACAAAUUGUUUAAUUUUUAACAAUUUCAUAUUUUUUUAUUUUAAAAAUUUUAUAUAAAUUUAAACUUUAAUACUUUUGUUAUCUCCUCAUUAUCUCCUUUCGUAUGCUACGUUCAAAAACAACUUUUUUCUUUACAAAAAAAAAAAAAUAAAAAAAAAAUCUAUUAAACUUCGGGUUUAUUUGCCAUUAUCGUUAUACGAGUAUGUAAUUUUUUUUAUUAAAUGAAAAACAUAUAUUUUGUUUUACUAAAUAAAAUUUUUUUGGGUUUUUUUUUGUAAUUAUUAUUAAAUAAUUUAAAUAUAAAAGAAAUUUUUAAUUAUGACUUUUUUGCCAUACCAGGAAAAAAAUUAAACUAAUGCAUAUGUAUGUGUAUGUAUGUUUUAAAGUAAUUUAGUUGAACUAAAUGAAAUGAAAUGAGAAAAAAAAAACAAAACAAAAACACUUUAAAUCUCUUUUUUUUAAGUAAGGAAUUAAAUUUUUAGUUUUCUCACAUAAACAUAAACACCAUAACCACCUCUAACUAUACUAUAAAAACAAAAAUCAAAGAUCACCUUUUCAAGAAACCGCUUCUCUUAUUUGUUCAUAUAAAAUGUUGAAAUUUAUUUUUUUUUUUUUUCAAUUUUUAUUAUAUAUUAAAAUUUUGUCAAAUCAGAGCACUUCUAAGAAAAAGGUAAAAAAAAAUAGAAAUUGAUAUACACACCGCAUAUAAAGUUGAAAAAGAAAAACAAAAACAUGUAAUGCAAAUUUUGAAAAUAUUUUUUUAUAUGCAUAUACCUACUCCAAAAAUAAAGGACAAAAACUUUGCUAUACAUAUUAAAAUAAAUAUACAAGUGAAUACAUAAUACUAGCAUACAAUGUAGCAGCAACUGAAAUCACAAUCAGCUCUAAUCCUUCUCCUUCUACUUGAUUUCAAAUGAUCGAUCUUUUGCGACAUGAAAAAAAAAAACAAAAA
Messenger RNA from Stomoxys calcitrans (stable fly), 2379 nucleotides. RefSeq names its product ribose-phosphate pyrophosphokinase 2 (gene Prps). NCBI's taxonomy places the organism in Eukaryota, Metazoa, Arthropoda, Insecta, Diptera, Muscidae. The transcript has 9 exons. Gene Ontology annotation, cellular component: ribose phosphate diphosphokinase complex; cytoplasm. Gene Ontology annotation, molecular function: magnesium ion binding; ribose phosphate diphosphokinase activity. The record is from RefSeq and is a predicted model, not a curated record. Gene Ontology annotation, biological process: ribonucleoside monophosphate biosynthetic process; 5-phosphoribose 1-diphosphate biosynthetic process; purine nucleotide biosynthetic process. The coding region runs from base 179 to 1396 and encodes 405 amino acids.